GGCCCUGUCAGGCUGGGAGGGAGCUAUCCCUGCCUGACUCUGGAGAGAGCAGCCACUGAGGCGACCCACAGCCACCAUGAAAUUGCUUCAAGUAACCAUCCUUUGUCUUCUGUCCUGUCUUUAUAGCAGUGACGGCACAGCAAACCUUUCUUCAUCUUCAACAACAGUUAAUGCAGCAAACACAUCUGAAUUGACACCAAAGACAACAUUCUUCCCAAGUCCUGUUAUGACAUCAGUAGUUGGAAUAUCUCCUAAAGGAACAACCACCAAGGAAUCCUUAAAAACACCUCCACUGCCAACAGUUCUUUCAUUAACAACAGUUAUAGGUGAAGGAACCACAACCAAUGGUGUUAUGAAGGAGGAGUUCACCAACACAGGUGCAACAGUGAUAAAUCUUUCACUUCCAAAUGCUGUUUCAACAUUUCAAAGUUCCCAACACAAGACUGAGAAUCAGAGUUUAACCAAAACAACAGAAAGACCAGUUAACACUCUGCCACCAAAUGCAUCACCUUCUAACACCAGUAUAUUACCCUCAAAAACAAUAUCAAUUCCAGAAAACAUCUCACAGUCUCAAGGCACUGAGAAUGCAAAAAAUGCAAGCUCUUCUUCAGCCAGCCCCUCUUAUUCCAGUAUUAUUUUGCCAGUGGUUAUUGUUCUGAUUGUGAUAACACUUUCAGUGUUUGUUCUUGUGGGUUUGUAUCGAAUGUGCUGGAAGACAGACCCAGGCACUCCAGAAAAUGGAAAUGACCAACCUCAAUCUGAUAAAGAGAGUGUGAAGCUUCUCACUGUUAAGACAAUUUCUCAUGAGCCCGGUGAGCACUCUGCACAAGGGAAAACCAAGAACUGACAGAUUGAUGAAUCCUCCCCACACCUGAGCAAUAAAUAUGCUUAAUCUUCAGCUUCUAUGCUCCAGGGAUAGAAAGAGAGAAAGCCCUGUGGGAUAUAUCCUGACUUCCAAUCCUGCUCGCCUGUCUGCACCAGUCACCUGUCCCAGUAAAGUGAUGUCCAGAUAACAUGCAAUAAUUUGAUAGAAUCAAAAAGAAUCCUGGACCUCUCCUGUCCUUUGAAACAUAAAAAAGCACAUUAGUACAGGUUAUAGGAACAUUCCCAGGAGAGAAAAUUUUAGAAUGGGCAUUUUUAAGCAGGUAACCUGAUGGCCCAGGCAGGUGGGUUCACUGAUGACAUGACUUUCCCUUGAGUUUGAAGUUUCCAGAGCUGAUGGUUUUUAUCCACGGGGACUUUUCUAUUUUCUUGGUGUUCUUUUAUUGCCUAAUGUUUGUAUUUAUUAUUUUCCACUACGUUAAUGCAGGGAAAUUUUGCAAGUGUAUUAUUAAAUAUUAGGUAGCAGUCAUGCCAUGCCACUUUAUACAUAAAGAUAUUUUAUUCAUAUUUUCAAGUGUUACUUUUAAUAAAUAAUUACUGUACUCAACACACUAAAAAUAUCACAAUGUGACUGUGAAAAUGGCAAUGGUUUUGUCUUCCCAUAAUUAUGAAUAUUUUGGGGUUGGUUUUUAGAAUAUGAGAACUCCCUAAUGAAAGGCAUCUGUAGUAACUGAGAAAGAGACAAAGGAUUCACGAAUCAGACCCUUUUAAAGGGAAGUCAAUUUAUGAGUUCUUUGGUCUUUCUAUUUGUAAUUCACACUAUGUGACAAGGAUGUAAGGACAUUUAUGACAUGCUGUACUGCUUUCAUUAAGAAGGUAAAGGAAUUGAGAUUAUUUUCAUAAUCCAUUUGGUUGAUGGAAUCUCUGCGUUUUUUAUUUCUUUUAGAAAUGUAAUGAUCUGUUCUAGCAAUCAUUGUUAAGUCUCCUGCUUGUAGAAACCAACACUUCAAAAAUACAUAAUUGUGAUACUGUUUUUCAGUGUAUCACUUUGCUAAAAAUACCAUAUGAUUGUAACUGCCACUCCAUCAGAAGCAAAUUCUUCUGUGGAAAGCUGACUGAUCAACCCUGACCACUCUGUGUAUACAUGUGAUUAAAAGGUCAUGUUCGUUAAAGUUCUGUGGAAAAUUCUCAAACUAGUAAGCUGCCGAUGGCAGCUUUUUAACUUUUAUCAUUACCUAAGCUGAUUUUAAUGCUAAAUUAUCUUAGUGUGGAUAAUGUAGUGGUGAUGAAACAGUAUAUUUAAAACUGACUUUUUAAUGUCUUUGUUGCAAUGUAUUUGAAAGCAUUCAGCUUUGAGGGUUAUAUAUAUAAUCAUCUUGGUUUUAGCUCCCCGAUAUCUGGAUCAUUUAUAAACAAGGACACCAAGCAAGCAUGUCCAUAUUUCUGACUGGAAUCUCUUUAUGUUUCUUUGAGAUGAAAGAUGGGAAAUAGGGAAAAGAGUAAAGCAGUAGGGCAGAGAAAGGGCACAGCUCUCCAAUACAUACACUUGCCAUUGAAGGGUGCUUUGCCCAGGCUUACCUCUAAUUUAGAAGUCUUUAAAUGCUGUAACAGUGGCUGGAGCAUGCCAACUAUGGAGCAUGUGUCUUCUUAAGGAAAAUAUUCCAACACCCCUAGAAUGUCUUACUGAACUCCUCCUCAGAAGCCUUGUUACACAGAAUGUACUGCAAAGAUGCAAACCCUCCUGCAAUGUCAAUUACAACAUGUGGUAUGUUAUAUGUUAUCUUGGGUUCGAAAGAGACCAUGUUCUUCAGUUUUUGUAAAUAUUGUUGAAAGGGAGUUUACAAGGAUCAGGAAGAAGGAAAUCUUUUUAAUGGUUGUGAAAAAACUAAAUUCAGUCUAGUUCAAGAACUAUACAUAAAAAUAUAUGUUGUCUAACAACUAUAGCAUUCAAUCUUUAAAAAGUCAAAAUGAUAAAAACAUUGAGGAAUUUGCAGAGAUAUUCCUGACAUUUUCAAUAUCAGUCUCAGAGGUAAUGUCUGCAUUUUUAUAAAUCAACUUAAAACUUCUGUUGAUGUAAGGUAUUUUGUUUUCAAGCCAAAAAUAUCACCAAUCAGAUUUUUUUAAUUAUCUGAUUUUGAUGAGCUACUUUUUAUGCCUGACUUCUUGUAAGCUUUUCAUUCUGACAUACAGUUCAAAUGUCACUGCAGCAAAGGAAAGACUGCAUUUAGAUUAAAGGCAAACCUUUCUGUGUGUUUGUUCUGCAUGACAAUAUGAAUAUAAUUUGUCUAUCAAUAGUCAUAACAUAAACAAGAGCUAAUUAACUGGCACCAUUGUCAUCUGAGAAUAAGUGGAUAUUGUUGGCUAACACACUCGCUGUGAUCAGCCAGCAGAGAAAGACUUCUAAAUUCCCCUUGCUGAGCUGAAAUAUUCCAUUACAUAUUUGACAAAUCUGUCUUAUUUCUUGUCUAUCUGCCUUGCUUACAUUCAUGAGGACCAAAUUUGGACAUCGAUGAACCUUCAACAAUGAACAUUCUAGCUUUCCCUCAUUUUUCUCUAUUGAGCCUUAUUUGUGAUUAUCAAGAUAUUUUAUGGGCUUCUAAAAAGAAAACUGGAUAUGUCCUCUAAAAAUUGUGUUUUGAGUGAUGAUACUCUCAAGAUUAUGAAACUGUUAAUUAUUGCCUAAUAUUAAAGACAUCCAUCAUUGUGAUUAACUAAAUAACAGGUUCCAUGAACAGAAUUUGUGAUGGAUUAUCCACAGAUAUUCCCUUAAAAAUUUUCUCACAAAUAAGACUUCUCAUAUUCCAUUACAUUAAAUGAGUAUACUUUGUCCUUGCUUCAAGGGGAUUUGUCCUCUGGGACUGAAUAUACCUGUGUCCUGUUCUGAAUACUUAUUAAAUGAAAAACAGUUUUGAUAAAUAAUGGAAAAACAUCUAUCUUACCCAUCAGUAUUCAGUUCCUGAACUUGAAGUCAGAAUUCUACCAAAGUGAUCAUGGGCAAUGUCAUUAGUCAGAUGACACCAUACCCAAGACUCACUGUGUGCCAGGCACUGUGAUAAAAAAUUUCAUAUUCAUCAUUUCAGUUAUCAUCACAAUAAUGGUAAGAGAUAAUUUCUAAUAUUAUUAUUUUUAUUAUUUUUGCUAUCAUCAUCAUUAUAAGCAUAUUCAUUUUAAAGACAUGGAAACCAAGACAUAAAGUUAAAUAAUUUACUCAAGAUUGUACAAAUAGCAGAAAACUGGAUUCCAACCUAAAUGUCAAGUCCCUGUUCUUCAUCACUAUAGUACUUGGUCUUUCUAGUCUGUUUACUUAUCUAUAAAAAAGGGUAAAAAGCAUUAUGCUCCUGGCCACAGUUAAGAGGAACCAUAUUUAUCAUCCCACUGUAAACAAUUUAGAAACUGAACAACUGUUUCAGACUGCGGACAAAAGGCAGAGCUGGACUGUGAACCAUGAAAAGAGAAAAACAAAAUUAUGAGCCCUAUGAAAGUCUCCAGUUUGACACAUUUCAGACCAGCUGCAUAGAGGAGGAGGACCCCUAAAUAGAACCUGAUAGUCAUACUGAGUUGAGGAGACAUAAAUUGCAAGGUGACUAAGGGACUUGGAAGUUGUGGGGCAGAGUACCAGAGAAGAGGGACCUACAUAAAGACCUCAAAAAAUCUGCAUGUAAGUGACUCUGUAUCUUUUGAUAAUGGAAUAUUAAUCUGUGCAAACACGUGAGGCAAAACUCCCUGAAACCAAACAAAGAAUUCCUGAGCAGCUAUAUGUUGAAAAUUCCUGGAUGUCGUACAGGGCAGAAAGACACUCGAGGUCUGACCAACCAUGUUGGAAAAUUCUCACUGGUCACCUUGAUUAAUGUUCCCCGGAUAGUCAUACCUUAAUAGUUGUGCUGAAAUACCCUCUAGAGUAAAGAUGACUCUAGAUACAUCCUAAUACAGUCUAAAGGUAAGCCCUAAAACAACGAAGCCACUAAUCCACAACAUACUCAAAGGCCUCCCAGAACAAAGUCUGAAAAAUCUUUUAUAGAGACAACAAAAUACAGCAAAACAACAAAUCAGCACACAAGUUCCAAAUAUUCCUCCUCCAAUCUAAAAUGGCAUAGAUGCCCCCAGAGAAGUAAAUUGUGAACCAUAAUCAUGAGAUAAAUUAGUUCAAAAAAAUGGACUCAGAAAUGCCAGAGGAUGAAUACCUCACAAGUAAUUCCAUAAGGCUCGUAUUAUCCUGGCAGCAAGACCAGCCAAAGACAUUACAAGAAAGAAAAAGAAAAAAAAAAAGAAACAAUCAUAUAGUCUAGUAGCCCUCAUGCACCUACCAACACCAUUAAUUAUGGCAAAUAAAAUUCAACAAUAUAAGUGAAACUAAUCCCAAGAAUCCAAGUUGUCUAACAUUUGAAAAUCAGUCAUUGUAAUUCAACAUAUUAAAAGAAUAAAGGAGAGUCAGAAAUUCCAUAGCCUGAUCCGGACGCCAAGAAAAUGUUUGCUUUCAUGAGGCUAUGGAGGGCUAUGCAGCGCCUCACUUCAUCCGGAAACAAAAUCCAGACUCGGGACAUAUUUAGUGACAAAGAUCGCACCCGGGCCAAAUGCAGCUGCGCACAGUCGCAUUUCUGUCCUCGCCCCCGAAAUCCUGCAGAACAAACGGUCGUGGCGGCCGCGACGUUAGGUUUGUGCACUCGCUGUCUUUUGGCAGCAGCAGCAAAGCGAAGGCUCCUGGCUGCGUAUGUUCACUGGGAAUCCAGCUCCUCCAGGGCUGUGAUCACCCAUCCGCUGUGGCAGAAAAGCGGACACGGGGACCGACUAUAUGCUGGCAGGAAGACCCAGAUCUGGAGGAUGAGAACCUGUACGAGAAGAAUCCAGACUCCCACGGUUAUGACAAGGACCCUGUUGUGGACCUCUGAAACAUGCGGGGGUGCCUUCUUCUUUGGUGUCUCCAUCGUCUUGGUCCUUGGCAGCACCUUUGUGGCUUAUCUGCCUGACUACAGGAUGCACGAGUGGGCCCGCAGGGAAGCUGAGAGGCUUGUGAAAUACCGAGAGGCCAGCGGUCUCCCCAUCAUGAAAUCCAACUGCUUUGACUCUAGCUGGAUGAAGACUGACCAGUUUCUGAGUGGAGCUCAAGAAGCACCAUCUUCUCCACACCCUGCCUGCUGUUCUGUCCUCUCCUCAAAGCACCUAAUUAAAAGGACUGAAAGUCAAAAAA
Messenger RNA from Manis pentadactyla (Chinese pangolin), 6007 nucleotides. It is a transcript of the gene EMCN, whose product is annotated as endomucin. Lineage: Eukaryota; Metazoa; Chordata; Mammalia; Pholidota; Manidae. The coding region runs from base 77 to 847 and encodes 256 amino acids. The record is from RefSeq and is a predicted model, not a curated record. The transcript is spliced from 12 exons.